AUGAUUCAUACGACUUUACCACCGCACGCUCCUCCAACAGAAAGUACAAGAGGUGGUAUAUACCACCCUACACUUCAAGAAAUACAAAAAGAUUCGAUUUCUUUACUGGCUCAAGAAUAUUGGCUAUCAAAAGAUCCUGAUACGCGAGAAUGGUUACCCAAUGUAGUUGAAGAUAUUUAUUUUAAAGAAUUGGAAAAUAAUCGGUUUGAAACUAAAAAAUUAAUGUUGCUCGAGUUCAGUCAAUACUUGGAAAAGUAUCUUUGGCCAAAUUUUGAUGGUGAAAAUGCAUCUUUGGCUCAUGUUUUAUCCAUAGUUUUAAUGGUUAAUGAAAAAUUCAGAGAGCGCGUGUCCGCUUGGGAUUGUUUCGCGAGCAGACCUGAUCAAUUCAAUUCUUUUUUCAUACAUGUACUUCGUUUGACUGUGCCUCCAUUAUCGGAUAAACUUACUUUUCAAGUUAGGCGUUUCCUUUUAAUCUUCUUGAUUCAUGCUUUCCAAAGCUUGGAAAACCAAUUAUUAAGAACUGAAUGCAUGAUUUUAGUAUCACUUGUAACAUGGCAUUGCUUUGGUACUUCAUCGCUCCGUGAGAAAGAAUUCGCUUCUGAUAAAGAUCUUAAAAAAAGGUGGAACGCUUUUGCAAAAAGGUUUAAAAAAGCAGCGGAUAGUGAUGCCAUUGCAUAUUGUGAACGUUUCUUGGAGUUUUUGAUUGACCUUGAAGCACAACUGCCCACAAGAAGAUAUUUCAACACUCUUCUUGAUGAUCAUCAAAUAUUGGUUCUAUGCAAAUUAUCUCCUUUAGUUAAACGUAAAGAAGGAAGUGAGCUUUUUAAGCAGCUUUUAGAGAUAUUAAAGUUUUAUGCUGGUUUCGAAAUUCAUGAUCAUACUGGAUUGGCAUUGACUGAUGAUCAAAUGACAGAAUUACAUUGUAAAAAGCUCAUGUCCUUACAGCAUACUGCAUUCAAGCAUUUUAAGGACUCAUUGCAGUUGUUAGCUCUUUCAAAUUUGUCUGCAAUAGAAACACGGGAAGAUUUAUUAAGUCAUUUUGAACCACUUAAUCAUCAAACUAUAAUACAAUUAUGCGAUCUUUUGAGUAUAAGGACAAAAAAAUUAGCGGAUGAUGAAUUAAAUGAACAUUAUGAUAAAGAUUUUUUAAUAGAAGUCUUGAUUGAAAAAUUUGAAAAAAGAACAAGUCAAAUUGAUGCGAUCAAUGCACUUCCAUUAUAUCCUGAUGAGAAUGCUCUUUUUGAUGACGCGGUAGUGAAAACUCAAUUUUAUUCCGGUGAUACUCCACUGGCUCUUCCAAAACUUAAUCUACAAUUCCUUACUAUUCAUGAUUAUUUGUUGAGGAACUUUAAUUUAUUUCGAUUGGAAAGCACUUAUGAAAUUCGACAAGACAUUGAAGAUGUUGUCAAGCGAUUGGCUCCAAGAAUAACAUAUCCAUCUGGUAGAACUGAAUUCACUGGUUGGGCUCGCAUGGCAAUAGAAAUUGAGCGAUUUAAUAUUGUAGAAGUUUCAAAGCCAAAUCUUGGUGAAGAUAAACCUUCUCAAGUUAAAGCCGAUGUGACUUUUAACAUUGGUCGUUAUACUGAUUCUAUUCAGAAUGAAUGGGAUUCUUUAAGGCAGCAUGAUGUAUUAUUUUUGCUUACAAUUCAAGCUCACGAUGGUACUGCGGAUAAAUAUCGCGAUGACAUACCAUUCAGAUCGCAUUUUGGCUUAAAGUAUGUUAGAGGAUGCGAAAUAGUUGAGAUUAUUGGCGAUGAUGGUAAACCAAUUGAAGAAGCAAGUAAGCCAAAUGUAGAAGAAAAGACAAAAAUUUCGGGAAAUUUGAGAACCCUUCGCGUAUUGUUGGAUCCAAAUCAAUAUAAAAUUGAUAUGAACAGGUUCUCAAAUACCAAAGAAGAGGAUGUAUAUGAAACAUUUAACGUAUUAAUGAGAAGAAAGCCAAAAGAAAAUAAUUUUAAAGCUGUGCUUGAAACGAUUCGUGACCUGAUGCAGAGUGAAUUGGUUGUACCAGAUUGGUUACAUAAUAUUUUUUUGGGUUAUGGCCUUCCUGGUAGUGCUCAUUAUACUAUGAUGCCAAACCUUCCUAAAGAAAUUGACUUUCGAGAUACAUUUUUAGAUUAUGAUCACCUGGUCGAAAGCUUUCCUGGAAAGGAAAUAGUUCCAAUGGAAGGUUACGAAGCGCCAUUUCCUCCUCCAUAUGUUCUUCAAUUUCCUGAAUCUUUGAAUGCCAACAAUUCAACUGAUUCUUCUGAUUCAAAACAAGAUGAGAAUACGAUCAUGGUACGUACAUACAGUAUACCAAAUAUGGGGCCUUAUCCCUUCAAUCUACCAAGAAAAAACACAAUAAGGUUUACUCCAGCUCAAGUGGAAGCAAUUAAGUCAGGAACAAAUCCAGGUUUAACAUUGAUAGUUGGUCCACCGGGUACUGGCAAAACAGAUGUGGCCGUUCAAAUUAUUGCCAAUCUUUACAACAAUUUUCCCGAUCAGCAUACAUUACUGGUUACUCAUAGCAAUCAAGCUUUGAAUCAGUUGUUUGAAAAGAUAAUGGCACUUGAUGUCGACGAGCGUCAUUUACUUCGCUUAGGUCAUGGUGAAGAAGAAUUAAAUACUGAAUUGAGUUUCAGUAAAUAUGGUCGUGUUAACUCAUUUUUGGAGAAACGACUUGCUCUGCUUUCUGAAGUAGAUCGUCUUUCUCAGUCAUUAGAAAUUGGUGGUGAGCAUGGAUACACAUGUGAAACUGCUGGAUACUUUUAUUUGUAUCACGUUUUAUCAAGAUGGGAACCUUAUAUAGAUAAAUGUAGACAAGGAUUAGAAAAUGGCAAUGUUGGAGUAGAGAUAAUAAGAAAUGAAUUUCCUUUUAGUAAUUACUUUCACAACGCUCCACAACCACUUUUUCCGGAAGAUGCUGAUUAUGCUGAGACGCUAGAGAUUGCUGAGGGGUGCUUUCGGCAUAUUGAAAAAAUUUUUACAGAACUUGAAGAAAUUCGUGGAUUCGAAUUAUUGCGAACAAGUUAUGAUAGAGCUAAUUAUUUAUUAACUAAGGAAGCCAAAAUAAUUGCAAUGACUUGCACACAUGCAGCACUCAAGCGACGUGAGUUAUCUUUAUUGGCAUUCAAAUAUGACAAUGUCGUGAUGGAAGAAGCGGCCCAAAUAUUAGAAGUGGAGACUUUUAUUCCUUUACUUUUACAAGAAACUGAAGACGGCCGAAGCAGACUAAAGAGAGUAGUGAUGAUUGGAGAUCAUAAUCAAUUGCCCCCUGUUGUGAAAAAUAUGGCAUUCCAGCAAUAUGGUAAUAUGGAACAGAGUCUAUUUACUCGAUUCGUCAGACUCGGAGUUCCUACUAUUGAUUUAGAUUCACAGGGUCGUUCACGACCAUCAAUCGCGAAAUUGUAUAAUUGGCGAUAUAAAGAUUUGGGAGAUCUACCGUCUGUUACUGAACAGGAAGAAUACAAAUAUGCAAAUUCUGGUUUUACCUACGAUUAUCAAGUGAUAAAUGUCGACAACUAUAUGAGCAAAGGUGAAACCGAGCCCGUUCCGUAUUUCUAUCAGAAUCUUGGUGAAGCAGAAUUCAUUGUUGCGGUGUAUCAAUAUAUGCGAUUGUUGGGGUACCCGUCCGAUAAAAUUUCUAUUUUGACCACGUAUAACGGACAAAAAGCUUUAAUAAGAGACGUAUUAAAACAACGAUGUUCUUGGAAUCCUUUAUUUGGUCGUCCUGCUAAAGUGACCACCGUUGAUAAAUUUCAAGGACAGCAGAAUGACUAUAUUCUUUUGUCUUUGGUACGAACAAAGUCUGUUGGACAUAUUCGAGAUGUAAGACGUCUUAUUGUGGCAAUGUCUCGUGCUCGAUUGGGAUUAUAUGUUUUUUGUCGCCUCGCUUUAUUUAAAAAUUGUUAUGAAUUGACACCGACAUUCGACGAACUGUUAAAACGUCCUACUAAAUUGAAUCUGAAAAUUAACGAGAUGUGGCCUUCAAAGAGAGAUAUUGAGGAUUAUGGUGAACCAUAUGAAAUAGCUGACGUAGAACAUAUUGGGAAAUAUGUAUAUCAAAUGAUGCAAGAACAAUUGGCCUAUGCUAAACAACAAAAAGCGGAAGAUGAAUCUAGCGAACCAAACGAUUCAGAAUAA
Molecule: messenger RNA, 4125 nt
Organism: Dentiscutata heterogama
Lineage: Eukaryota; Fungi; Glomeromycota; Glomeromycetes; Diversisporales; Gigasporaceae
Source: the annotation of a GenBank genome assembly